Diabrotica virgifera virgifera (western corn rootworm) is the source of this 1825-nucleotide messenger RNA. RefSeq names its product protein O-mannosyl-transferase TMTC1-like. The record is from RefSeq and is a predicted model, not a curated record. Bases 1 to 1737 code for a protein of 578 amino acids. Gene Ontology annotation, molecular function: protein binding; mannosyltransferase activity. The transcript has 4 exons. Gene Ontology annotation, cellular component: endoplasmic reticulum membrane. NCBI's taxonomy places the organism in Eukaryota, Metazoa, Arthropoda, Insecta, Coleoptera, Chrysomelidae. Gene Ontology annotation, biological process: protein O-linked glycosylation via mannose.
AUGUCUCUGGAACUAUUUUUUUUCACACGUGCCAUCUUGAGCAACCCAGACCUUCUCUCAAAAACACCCUGGGUCCGUCUUCUAGAAAACGACUUUUGGGGAACUCCACUCAGCGACAGCGGUUCUCAUGGAUCAUACCGCCCACUGUGCGUGCUGACGUUCCGUCUAAACUACCUUCUGGGAGGUUUCCAGCCAUGGGGCUACCACCUAGUCAACGUGCUCCUGCAUUGCCUGGCCACGGUUCUCCUCAUCCGAGUGGCCAGACUCAUUCUACCAAAAGCGAAAUCAUCAGUUGGCUCGAUGGUAACAGGCCUGGUAUUUGCUACUCAUCCCAUUCAUACCGAAGCUGUGGCAGGAGUAGUAGGUCGAGCGGAUUUAGCAGCCUGCAACUUUUAUUUUUUAUCUUUACUGGCCUACGUUGCACAUGUUAGAUGUAGAGAAACACAGUACUGUCACCGAUUCUGCAAGAAAAGUUCUGUGAUAAAGUCAGAUUCGAAGCAGUAUCAAAAGAUUGUAUACGCGUUACAUAAAAGUGUAACCAGCUGCAACUGGCCUAAAAGACAGUUGAGAGAUUUAGAAAAUACUGAACUCUCUUCUGUUAGUGUUGUUAUGAAGAAACGGGAUAAUGUCCGUUCGUGUUGUUGGAAGAAUAAUUUAAAACUGUGGAUUUAUUUGGUGCUGUGUUUGCUUUUGGCCAUCGCUGCUAUGUUGAGUAAGGAGACUGGAAUAACCGUACUGGGAAUUUGUUUUGUAUAUGAUUUGGUGUACUGCAUACCUAGCAGCAAGAAACAAGCUCGGAGUUUAUUGAUUCUCGCCUCAGCUCUGUCAAUCAUACUUGCUGCCAGAUUGCAGUCCCGCACACCCCAUUUCUCCAGUGCAGACAACCCAACAGCCAGAGAAACCGAAUUGGUAACACGAUUUUUCACGUUUUGCUAUUUACCUGUGUUCAAUUUUUGGCUGCUCAUAUUCCCCAAUCACCUUAGCUUCGAUUGGGGAAUGGAAGCCCUACCGAGGAUAACGACGAUAAGAGACAGCAGAAACGUUAUAAGUCUAGUGUUUUAUUAUGGUUUGGCUCAUAUCUUAAGAAAGAGCUUAAGCAGAAUUCGAAAGAAAGAUAGAAGAGGAGUGAGAAAUAAAGAAGACAAUAAUUGUUGUACCGUUUGCCACAUAAACUGCUCAGAUGUACAUUCCUCUUCGUGUAGAACCAGCAAUAACAACAACACUACGAACUUCUCUUCGUCUUUAUGUGUUUGCUAUAAUUUUUGCAGACCACUAGUGGUUUUGAGAACGGAGAAGAAGCAGCAUAAUUCAAAUUCUGCUAUCGUCCUCUCGUUCGCGUUUCUGGCUCUUCCUUUUCUUCCAGCAACUAACAUUUUGUUUUAUGUCGGGUUCGUGGUUGCUGAAAGAGUGUUGUAUCUUCCAAGUGCCGGGUUAUGCCUGUUGUUAGGAUUAGCCAGUGGAACUCUCUGGGAAUGUUAUAAAAGACAAAGACCUCUUUUUUUGUGCGGAUUAGUGUUAGUAUCAGUGGCGUUUAGUGCAAAGACUGUUUUUAGGAAUAAAGACUGGCAUAGUGAGGAGGCUUUGUACAGAUCAGCCAUUCCUAUUAAUCCUCCAAAAGCUUAUGGAAAUCUCGGAAGCGUCCUUAGUAGUCAAGGACGAGUAGACGAAGCCGAAACGGCAUUUCGAAAAGCUCUUCAGUACAGACCCAACAUGGCGGACGUGCAUUAUAAUUUGUGAGUAGCCUUUUGUUGUUUAGCAACGCAAAUUUCAUUAUAAUUGCGACCGGUCGCUGUAUACUACGUUUUCUCCGACAGGAGAUUAAUGG